AUCUAAACACCCACAGAGCUACUGACACACACACACACACACACACCAACAGAGCUCCCUCUUGUUAAGCUGUUUCAUUUUUUUAUAUCGGAAGGACCCGAGGAAGCUGCAGGCAUCCAUCCCUCCGGUUUGUUCCUCCCGCUGCAACUCCGGAGUUCAACUGGGAGGAAAAACAAGUUAACAUGACGGAAUGGGAGUGAAUGGGUUGCCAGGGAGCCUGAUCCGAGCGGAGUGAAUGGAGGCAGCAGCAAACUAAACUGAGAAUGGAGGACGGCUUUUCCAGCUACAGCAGCCUGUAUGACACCUCAUCCCUGCUCCAGUUCUGCAACGAUGACAGUGCGUCGGCAGCCAGCAGCAUGGAGGUGACGGACCGCAUCGCCUCCCUGGAGCAGCGGGUCCAGAUGCAGGAGGAUGAGAUCCAGCUGCUCAAGUCCGCUCUGGCCGACGUGGUUCGGAGGCUGAACCACUCAGAGGAGCAGCAGGCCAUGGGGUCGCGCAGAGGACCCACCAAAGAGCCCACUAAGAUGAGAAAAUCCCCAUCAGCAGACAGCAGUUUUGGCAAGUCAGCCAGGCCGAUGAUCGCCACUCUGCCGCUGCGGCCCACGGUCAACAACGGGACCGUCCUGCCGAAGAAAGGCAGCAGCACCCUGCCCUCCCCGUCGGGACCCGGGACCCGGAAGGACGCCGGCCCGGCAGCCAACAAGAGAAUUUUGUCCCUCAGGACAGGAUCAGCAGUCUUUGAAACUCUCUGCCUAAGUAGGAGCACUGUGAGGAGAGCCAACUCAAACGAACACGUGGGGACUCUCGCUCGCAAGGAUUCGGGCGACUCCAAAGGGAACCGAACCCGGGCCGGGUCAACGGGCAGCAACUCCAGCGGCAAGAGAAGCGACAGCAAACAGAGGGAUCCAGUGUUCAAUGCAGGGAUGCGACGUGUGACCCACUGCAAAGAGGAAGGUUAUGUGAAGAUGUUCUUGAAGGGACGACCCGUCACCAUGUUCAUGCCUAAGGACCAAGUGGACAGCUACAGCCUGGAGGCCCGAGGCGAGCUGCCCAGCAACAAGCUCAAACUGGACUGGGUCUACGGUUACCGCGGCAGAGACUGUCGCUCCAACCUGUACCUGCUUCCUACGGGAGAGACGGUGUAUUUCAUCGCCUCCGUGGUCGUCCUGUUCAACGUGGACGAACAGCUGCAGAGACACUACACAGGACACACGGACGACAUCAAGUGUUUGGCCGUCCACCCUGAUAAAAUCACGAUUGCGACUGGGCAGGUGGCAGGAACCUCCUCAGACGGAAAACAGCUGGCUCCUCACGUCCGCGUGUGGGACUCUGUCAGCCUCAACACGCUCCACGUUCUGGGCACAGGCUUCUUCGACCGAGCGCUCGUCUGCCUGGCUUUCUCCAAGUCGAAUGGAGGAAACACGCUUUGCGUCGUGGAUGACUCCAACGACCAUGUCCUGUCUGUGUGGGACUGGCAGAGAGAGGAGAGGCUCGCCGAAGCAAAGUGCUCCAAUGAGUCGGUGUUUGCUGCAGACUUUCACCCGACUGACAGCAACAUUGUUGUGACUUGUGGCAAGUCUCAUCUCUAUUUCUGGACUCUGGAGAAAGGCAUGCUGGUCAAAAAGCAGGGGCUGUUUGAGAAACAGGAGAAGCCCAAGUUCGUUCUGUGUGUGACCUUUGCUGAAAAUGGCGACGCUAUCACAGGAGACUCCAGUGGAAACAUCCUGGUGUGGGGAAAAGGCACUAAUCGCAUCAACCGCGUCAUCCAGGGAGCUCACGAGGGCAGCAUCUUCGCAGUGUGCAUGCUGAGAAACGGUGCUCUAGUGUCCGGAGGGAAGGACCGGCGGCUCAUUUCGUGGGACAGCAGCUACCAGCAGAUCCAAACAGUGGAGGUUCUUGAGUUUUUUGGUCCAAUCAGAACCAUAGCAGAGGGCAGAGGGGAGACCGUCCUCAUCGGCACCACCAAGAACUUUGUUCUGCAGGGCAGCCUGGACGGAGAAUUCAUACCUAUCACUCAGGGUCACACUGACGAGCUGUGGGGUCUGGCCGUUCAUCCCUGGAAGCCCCAGUUCCUGACCUGCGGCUACGACAGGCAGGUCUGUCUGUGGGACUCCAGCACUCAUCAGCUCAUCUGGACCAAAACCUUGGAGGAUACAGCUCAGUCAGCAGGUUUCCACCCAUCAGGAGCCGUGGUUGCCGUGGGAACCCAGACUGGCAGGUGGCUGGUUCUGGACACGGACUCGAAGGAUUUAGUUACGGUUCACACAGACGGGAAUGAGCAGCUGUCGGUGAUGCGCUACGGCCCAGACGGUAACUUCCUGGCUAUCGGUUCCCAUGACAACUACAUUUACAUCUACGCCGUGGCAGAAAAUGGCAGGAAGUACAGUCGGGUUGGGAAGUGUUCGGGUCACUCCAGUUUCAUCACCCAUUUGGACUGGUCUGUGGACUCCCAGUAUCUGGUCUCAAAUUCAGGCGACUAUGAGAUUCUCUACUGGAUCCCGUCGGUGUGUAAACAGGUGGUCAGUGUGGAGACCACCAGAGACAUCCAGUGGUUCACUCACACCUGCACUCUGGGCUUUCAGGUGUUUGGGUUGUGGCCUGACGGCUCAGACGGCACCGACAUCAACGCAGCGUGUGCGUCCAACAACAAGAGCCUCCUGGUGACUGGAGAUGAUUUCGGGAAGGUCCAUCUUUUCUCAUACCCAUGUUCACAGUUCAGGGCUCCAAGCCAUGUUUACCGGGGCCACAGCAGCCACGUGACAAAUGUGAGCUUCCUUCAUGACGACAGCCAUCUGGUGUCGACCGGCGGGAAGGAUAUGAGCGUCCUGCAGUGGAGGAUAGUCUGAGCAGCCGAACUGAACAGAACUGCACUAAAAUGAACCAAACUAAGAAAAAAAAAAAGACUCCAAAUAAGAAGUGGAUGUGAGUGAUGGGAAGUGGUUGAAAUGCAGAACUUUUUCUGUUUUCCGUUUUUUUUUUUUUUUGUCACACUA
Messenger RNA from Poecilia reticulata (guppy), 2993 nucleotides. It is a transcript of the gene eml1, whose product is annotated as EMAP like 1. Gene Ontology annotation, biological process: microtubule cytoskeleton organization. Gene Ontology annotation, cellular component: mitotic spindle. The record is from RefSeq and is a predicted model, not a curated record. NCBI's taxonomy places the organism in Eukaryota, Metazoa, Chordata, Actinopteri, Cyprinodontiformes, Poeciliidae. Gene Ontology annotation, molecular function: microtubule binding.